AUGGCCUCUUCCUCUCUUACAAGGACUUCAUCUCCCUUUUCUCUUCCCUGCUUCUUCUUUCUUUUCUUCUCUUGCCAUUCUCUCCUUUCUUCCAUACAAAGCACAGAAGCUUAUUUCUCCAUAUCAGCCCUACUUCCUGAAUCCCUCUUCAAUUCCAUCUUCCUCCAUAAAGAUAACAAUGCAUGCCCUGCUAAAGACUUUUACACCUACCCUUCUUUAAUCCGAGCCGCCAGAUGCUUCCCUAAGUUCGGCAAUGUCGGCCCACUAGCUAUCCGCAAGCGCGAGAUUGCUGCUUUUCUCGCUCAAAUCUCCCAUGAGACUACUGGAGGGUGGGCCACAGCACCAGAUGGACCAUAUGCUUGGGGCUUAUGUUUUAAAGAGGAAGUGAGUCCACAAAGUGACUACUGCGACUCCACCAACAAGCAAUGGCCUUGUUAUCCUGGCAAGUCAUACAAAGGAAGAGGACCCAUCCAGCUCUCAUGGAAUUACAACUAUGGCCCAGCCGGGAAGGCGCUGGGCUUCGACGGCCUGAGAAACCCGGAAGCCGUUACGAACAGCUCGGAAACCGCCUUCAAAACCGCUCUCUGGUUUUGGAUGACGGAGCAGAAGCCAAAACCGUCGUGCCAUGACGUCAUGGUGGGGCGGUAUCGUCCAUCGAAAGCGGAUCUUGAGGCGAACCGAACGAGCGGUUUUGGGCUUGUGACGAAUAUAAUCAACGGUGGAUUGGAGUGCGGGAGAGCUGGAGACGGCCGCGUCAACGAUCGGAUCGGCUAUUUUCAACGAUAUGCACAGCUGUUUGGUGUCGAUGUGGGGCCCAACUUAGAUUGCGAGAAUCAGAAGCCCUUUUGAGUA
Magnolia sinica is the source of this 852-nucleotide messenger RNA. RefSeq names its product chitinase 10-like. The transcript is spliced from 3 exons. The record is from RefSeq and is a predicted model, not a curated record. NCBI's taxonomy places the organism in Eukaryota, Viridiplantae, Streptophyta, Magnoliopsida, Magnoliales, Magnoliaceae. Gene Ontology annotation, biological process: chitin catabolic process; carbohydrate metabolic process; cell wall macromolecule catabolic process. Bases 1 to 849 code for a protein of 282 amino acids. Gene Ontology annotation, molecular function: chitinase activity.